Molecule: messenger RNA, 8696 nt
Organism: Coregonus sp. 'balchen'
Lineage: Eukaryota; Metazoa; Chordata; Actinopteri; Salmoniformes; Salmonidae
Source: the annotation of a GenBank genome assembly
CAGGAAGGUCAUUUAACUUCACCAGGCUUUAAAAGAAGAAAGAGUGCACAGGUAGGAGAGCAGUCUUUCAUUAUAAACUGAGUGGUUCGAGCCCUGAAUGCUGAUUGGCUGACAGCCGUGGUAUAUCAGACUGUAUACCACACCCCCUCGGCCCUUAUUGCUUAAAUUUACCCUCUGAAUUAACAGCCAAACUUAAUUUAACUAUUUAGUUGUACAAAUGCCCUCAAAUGUUUAGUACAUCCACAUCAUACUGUAUAUCUUGAUAACAGUUCACCCACAUCAUUCUAUGUAAAAAUUACUUUGUAGUAACUGUGAAAAAAAAAAUAUCCUUGACUUUAUCAACUAAAUAUAAUCAAGGUCCCCAUGAAUUAAUAGAAUGUAGCAUAUCAUGGCAAUUCGGUUUCUCUAAGUAGAGGCUUAUACCAUACUGGGCAUAGGAAGAUGUGUGACCAUUGAAAAUGCAAAGAAAGUGCUGCAUCGUCAUAGCAUCUGAGUACAUGUUGUUUAUGAAUAUUAGUCAUGAAUCAGUUUUAUUGCAACAUCUAAACUUGACAACAGCUUAGCCUUAGCCGUUGAUAUUGUGAUGUUUCUACGGGCAUGUAUUUAUAUUUCUUGGGCGUGAUCAUACUUUGACCAAUGAUACUUUUCUUUGUCCAUGUUCUUACCAUAUUAGAUGAAGAAGAGUCUAUUAUGUGACUGAUAUAUGUAAAACUGCUCUGUCCCUUUUCUCCUAUCUAGGCCAAGAGAACACUGUUACCCUCCAACCAAUCAGCGGGCUCAAUCACAGGUAUGUACACCAAUCACAACAAUGGAAUCUUUCUGAAUCCUUCAGACAUGACUAUCUGGUAAAGGGGUUGGUGUCUCUCUAACCGUGUGUUGUUGUUGUUAUAAGGUUUUGUGAAUAACACAGGCCUGACCCUUCACACUUAUAUAAUAAACCAUCUUUCCCUAAACCUCUUUGUUUAUCCUUACUCCAGAAUCUGAGGAGGAUGACAAUGAUGAGGAGGAAGAGGAGGAAGAAGAAGCUGAGCAGGAAGGAGAGAGAGGAAAGCAGGCAAACACUGCUGGAGGAGAGAGCAGUACAGGAGGCAGCCAUGGUGUGGUGAAAAAGUCUGUCUUCAAAGUCACCUGUGGGGCCAUCAAUGGUACGCUACAUAAGGAGCGGUUUGCAUCAGGUACAUAUUUUAUUCUCUCAAGGUUUAAUAAACAUAAGAAAGUCCUAUAGCUAUUGCCGUGUCUCAGAAACUAUUGGAGGUACUGGAGACACUUUUACAUGUUGGCAACCCUCUUUCUCUGGCUGCACCUCAAAUACUGCCCCCACUUAGUGCUUUUAUCAAGCAGAAAACCCAUGGCAGCAGAUCCAUAAGGUCUGCAAUGAGAGGUGACUGUAUAGUUCCCUUAAGGAAAAGUACCUUCAGUCAGACGGCUUCAGUCAGAGCUUCCCAUGUCUGGAACAUAACUGCCUCCAGACACACGUAACUGCGCCACACACAACCUGUCUGUAGUUUGUGAGGUGUUAGUGUGUUAGUUGUCAUAUGUUGCUCUCUAUGUGCUAAUUGUCUGUCUGUACUAUGGGACUACGGUCGAAAUUUUGCCAACUGGCUAAAACCGGCACUUUUACUGAAAAUCUCUCUGCAAAAAUAAACGUAAUAAAGUAAAGUAAAUGACACACUUUUAGCUAUUGUCGAUAAUACACUACAUGUUAUUUUACCAUAGCCCUAUGUCACUCUGGUCAGCUGUCGUGCGCCAUAUUGGAUUUAUACUAGGGUUAUAAUAGGGUUUCAUUUGAGAUUUUCCUUCUGCCCCUAUCUUCUCUGUUGCCCCAGGGUCAUGUGGAAAGAGCAUCCGUACGGAGCUGCGCUGGAUGACCCCGAUGGAGUUUGUGACGGGGGGGUCAGCUCUGGCAGAUGCCUCCUGGAAGAAAGACAUCCAGUGGGAUGGGAAACCACUCAGCAUCCUCAUCGAGGUACAGAGGGAAAGAGAACAGAAAGAUAGAGAGGAAGAGAGAUGAGAGAGAAUGAAGAUGUGUGUUUGGCACGUACCAACCUACUGUACAUGGAAUGGCUUAAGAUAGUCUGCCAGGUCUAUAAGGAUCUGUGAUGAAAACAUUUCCCUUCUUCAAAAACGUUUUACUAGUACUUCUACUGUCUUUGUUUGUUUCUCAUUUUCAGAGUAAGAUCUUGGUCAUCCACUCCCUCCUUUGUAAAUGCAAGCUGUGCAGCCCCACGGCCAAAGACCGUGUAAGUUUCCCCCUCAACCCUCAGGAACAUGGGAACAACGUAGGAACAACCAUUUCAGUUUCUCCUCAUCGCUCAACCACAUAUUGCCAGGGUAUAUCUGGUGGGCUUUCUGGAAUAAGGACAAGUGUGUAUAUUGUGGUAGAAAGUGCAAUAGAUUAUAAGAUGAAUGUUAUUCUCUAUUUCAUCGAGGUCACAAUACUUACAUAGUCUUUCCCCAUCCAUUUCACCAUUAUACCGAUCUGUUUCAAUACGCAGGGGCAAUAUCCCUGAUCUUACACGUAGCGAUCUCUUGCUUUUAGGUAGGUUGUACAUAAUAUACUGUAUCUCUCACACACAAAUUCACCCUUAAUCAAACAAAAGGUUCUCAAUUUGGGUUUAUGAUUAAUCUCCCCCACCCAUUUAUUUUCAUAUUGCGUCAUCAGUUGUUUUUUAAUUGUGUCUAUGUCUCCCUUAAUUUGGUUUUCAUACAAAUGUUCUAAGUCAGACUGCUGGAAAAGGUCCCAUUGAAAAACUUUUCUAGCUAUUCUGGCAAUUGGCAUAUCCAACAGUCUAUUCCAAAGUCUCACCAUACACGCUUCCAUCUCACCUCACAGGGUUCCCAGCCCAUGUCCCCAGUUAUUGCCAGUAUAGGCGCAAACUUGUGGACACCUAAAAAAUUAUGUACUGCUUUGAGAUACCUCUUAGCAAUCCACACUCCUGCCGAAUAGUCCAGAACAGGUCACAAACGUCUUAUACAUUUUGGAAUAUGUGGCAUAACCGAUAUGUUUGUUUUUGUUUUUCCUAUAACUCCCCCAUGAGCUCUACUUGCUGAGUGAACCAGGGCAGAUGUGCCGUAUAGAAAGGUCAUAUGUUCAUCAAAAUAAAGACCCAAAUAUUUAUAAUGGCUAGUAAACACAAUAAUUUCUUCACCACAAUAAAACUGAAAAAGUACUUAGUACAUGAUUCUCCAUCUUUUGCACCAAUUGACAACUUGUUCAGUUUCUGCCAUCGAAAUAAAACCAUCAGCAUUUCAUCAUCAUAUCUUACUCCAAUAUUUAACUGUUUAAUUUAUUUUGCCAAAGCAUUAAUAAACAUAGCAAACAGAGUCGGUGAUAAGGUGUCUCCUUGUUUUACACCCGAGGGUGUGGGAAACAAAUCUGUACGAUAUUUAUUAACACACAAACAGGCAGUUGGUGCUUGAUUGUUAACCAAUUCCUUCUCACCUUCCUCUCUUCUCUGUCUUGGCAGCACGAUCAGGACAACGAUGAUGACUGCUUCAUCUGUAGAAGCCAGGGCAGCUUGAUAUGCUGUGAUAAGUGUCCUCGCUCCUUCCAUCAGAGAUGUCAUCUUCCUAAUGUGGAUGACGCUAUGCUGGGGUGAGUAGAGUUGAGGGUUGAUGAGAGAGAGAGUGAGAAAGAUUGAUAGAAGAGAGGUCUGUUUGUUCUGUGUAGGUAAACUUAGCUGUCAGCUUAUUUGUACACUAUUGAAAUGUUUGUGUGUGUGUGUGUGUGUGUGUGUAAUCACAGGAAUAAUCGUCUGUGGAUGUGUACAUUCUGUGUACUGAGGAACAGUCAGUCGUGGCGUUACCCCAAACAAAUGACCUACCAGGAAGCCUUAACCUGCCGAAUCUCUGACCACCUACUGGUGAGGAGCCUGAAUGAAUGACUGCUAUCAUUGGGCCAAUUGCCUCCUAUUGCCUCUCAAUCAAUAAAUUAAUUAACCUACAGUGGCUUGUGAAAGUAUUCACCCCCCCCUUGGCAUUUUUCCUAUUUUGUUGCCUUACAACCUGGAAUUGAAAUGGAUUUUUGGGGGGGUUGUAUCAUUUGAUUUACACAACAUGCCUACCACUUUGAAGAUGCAAAAUAUGUUUUAUUGUGAAACAAACAAGAAAUAAGACAUAAAAACAGAACUUGAGCGUACAUAACUAUUCACCCCCCCAAAGUCAAUACUUUGUAGAGCUACCUUUUGCAGCAAUUACAGCUGCAAGUCUCUUGGGGUAUGUCUCUAUAAGCUUGGCACAUCUAGCCACUGGGAAUUUUGCCCAUUCUUCAAGGCAAAACUGCUCCAGCUCCUUCAAGUUGGAUAGGUUCCGCUGGUGUACAGCAAUCUUUAAGUCAUACCACAGAUUCUCAAUUGGAUUGAGGUCUGGGCUUUGACUAGGCCAUUCCAAGACAUUUAAAUGUUUCCCCUUAAACCACGUGAGUGUUUCUUUAGCAGUAUGCUUAGGGUAAUUGUCCUGCUGGAAGGUGAUGGCCAAAAAGCUCAAUUUUAGUCUCAUCUGACCAGAGUACCUUCUUCCAUAUGUUUGGGGAGUCUCCCACAUGCCUUUUGGUGAACACCAAACGUGUUUGCUUAUUUUUGUCUUUAAGCAAUGGCUUUUUUAUGGCCACUCUUCCGUAAAGCACAGCUCUGUGGAGUGUACGGCUUAAAGUGUACAUAACUAUGUUUCCCCUAUGGACAGAUACUCCAAUCUCCGUUGUGGAGCUUUGCAGCUCCUUCAGGGUUAUCUUUGGUCUCUUUGUUGCCUCUGAUUAAUGCCCUCCUUGCCUGGACUGUGGGUUUUGGUGGGCGGCCCUCUCUUGGCAGGUUUGUUGUGGUGCCACAUUCGUUCCAUUUUUUAAUAAUGGAUUUAAUGGUGCUUCGUGGAAUGUUAAAACAUUUCUGAUAUUUUUUUAUAACCCAACGCUGAUCUGUACUUCUCCACAACUUUGUCCCUGACCUGUUUGGAGAGCUCCUUGGUCUUCAUGGUGCCGCUUGCUUGGUGGUGCCCCUUGCUUAGUGGUGUUGCAGACUCUGGGGCUUUUCAGAACAGGUGUAUGUAUACUGAGAUCAUGUGACACUUAGAUUGCACACAGGUGGACUUUAUUUAACUAAUUAUGUGACUUCUGAAGGUAAUUGGUUGCACCAGAUCUUAUUUAGGGGCUUCAUAGCAAAGGGGGUGAAUACAUAUGCACGCACCACUCUUCCGUUAUUUAUUUGUUUGAAUUCUUUGAAAAAGUCAUUUUUUUCAUUUCACUUCACCAAUUUGUACUAUUUUGAAUAUGUCCAUUACAUGAAAUCCAAAUAAAAAUCCAUUUAAAUUACAGGUUGUAAUGCAACAAAAUAGGAAAAUCGCCAAGGGGGAUGAAUACUUUUGCAAGGCACUGUAUCCAUCUGUCUGUAUGUCUGUCAGUUUGGCCAUUAUAAGUAUUACUACAGUGAGGGAAAAAAGUAUUUGAUCCCCUGCUGAUUUUGUACGUUUGCCCACUGACAAAGAAAUGAUCAGUCUAAAAUUUUAAUGGUAGGUUUAUUUGAACAGUGAGAGACAGAAUAAAAACAAAAAAAUCUAGAAAAACGCAUGUCAUAAAUGUUAUAAAUUGAUUUGCAUUUUAAUGAGGGAAAUAAGUAUUUGACCCCCUCUCAAUCAGAAAAAUGUCUGGCUCCCAGGUGUCUUUUAUACAGGUAACGAGCUGAGAUUAGUAGCACACUCUUAAAGGGAGUGCUCCUAAUCUCAGCUUGUUACUUUUAUAAAAGACACCUGUCCACAGAAGCAAUCAAUCAAUCAGAUUCCAAACUCUCCACCAUGGCCAAGACCAAAGAGCUCUCCAAGGAUGUCAGGGACAAGAUAGUAGACCUAAACAAGGCUGGAAUGGGCUACAAGACCAUCGCCAAGCAGCUUGGUGAGAAGGUGACAACAGUUGGUGCAAUUAUUCACAAAUGGAAGAAACACAAAAUAACUGUCAAUCUCCCUCGGCCUGGGGCUCCAUGCAAGAUCUCACCUCGUGGAGUUGCAAUGAUCAUGAGAAUGGUGAGGAAUCAGCCCAGAACUACACAGGAGGAUCUUGUCAAUGAUCUCAAGGCAGCUGGGACCAUAGUCACCAAGAAAACAAUUGGUAACACACUACGCCGUGAAGGACUGAAAUCCUGCAGCGCCCGCAAGGUCCCCCUGCGCAAGAAAGCACAUAUACAGGCCCGUCUGAAGUUUGCCAAUGAACAUCUGAAUGAUUCAGAGGAGAACUGGGUGAAAGUGUUGUGGUCAGAUGAGACCAAAAUCGAGCUCUUUGGCAUCAACUCAACUCGCCGUGUUUGGAGGAGGAGGAAUGCUGCCUAUGACCCCAAGAACACCAUCCCCACCGUCACACAUGGAGGUGGAAACAUUAUGCUUUGGGGGUGUUUUUCUGCUAAGGGGAUUGGACAACUUCACCGCAUCAAAGGGACGCUGGACGGGGCCAUGUACCGUCAAAUCUUGGGUGAGAACCUCAUUCCCUCAGCCAGGGCAUUGAAAAUGGGUCGUGGAUGGGUAUUCUAGCAUGACAAUGACCCAAACCACACGGCCAAGGCAGCAAAGGAGUGGCUCAAGAAGAAGCACAUUAAGGUCCUGGAGUGGCCUAGCCAGUCUCCAGACCUUAAUCCCAUAGAAAAUCUGUGGAGGGAGCUGAAGGUUCGAGUUGCCAAACAUCAGCCUCGAAACCUUAAUGACUUGGAGAAGAUCUGCAAAGAGGAGUGGGACAAAAUCCCUCCUGAGAUGUGUGCAAACCUGGUGGCCAACUAUAAGAAACGUCUGACCUCUGUGAUUGCCAACAAGGGUUUUUCCACCAAGUACUAAGUCAUGUUUUGCAGAGGGGUCAAAUACUUAUUUCCCUCAUUAAAAUGCAAAUCAAUUUAUAACAUUUUUGACAUGCGUUUUUCUGGAUUUUUCGGUUGUUAUUCUGUCUCUCACUGUUCAAAUAAACCUACCAUUAAAAUUAUAGACUGAUCAUUUCUUUGUCAGUGGGCAAACGUACAAAAUCAGCAGGGGAUCAAAUACUUUUUUCCCUCACUGUAUAUACUUGACAUUAAAUAAUUAUUUAGAAUUAAAUGUAAACCAGCUUUGACCAGACACAUAAAGGUGUGUUUACUCUGACAGGAAUGCCACUACCUCCUGCUCUGUCUAUACUACGCGGACGAGGACCACAUCUUUGUGGAAGAUCCUUGCAUCCACGUAAGUUUGCUUGAUUUUCUCUCUCUCUGUGUGUGUGUGUGUGUGUGUGUGUGUGCGUGUGCGUGCGCGUGCGUGCGCGUGAAAGUGAGAGAGAAAGUUCACAUAUAUCUCCGUCUGUAUGUUUCAUUGCCAGGUGAGAAACUACACCAGUGUGAUUAAGACCCCUAUAUGGCUGGACAGGGUUGUGGAGAAGCUGCAGCAGAAUCUCUACCAGUCAGUGCAACACUUUGUGUCUGACGUGUUGCUUAUCUUCACCAACUGUGCCACAUUUAACAGGGUAAGACUGCACUACUGCAGUAUCCAAUGUGAAGACUCAGGGCUAACAUUUUAAAAAUAAAUCUUGGAAUUAUGCUAGUCAACUUUACUUAUGCUAAUGCAUGAAUAACACUUUAAAAAUGUGCCUUUGUUUAAUCCAUAACAAAGCUGCAUUAGGCAAAAUGAGCUGUUUUAAUUGCAUUUCUACCUUAUUUAUUAUGUUUUCUAUACAAUUGUGUCUGUCUUUUUUUUCUGAAGGACAAUGCAGAGUUUCGUGGUAUGGGCGAAAGAUUGAAGGAUCUAUUUGAGAGAGAGUUCAAGAGUACAUUCAGCAUCCAACUUCAUCAUCCAACUGCAUCCAACAGCCAGUAGAGCCUUCAUCAAGUCUGUACUGUUAUCUCACUAUGAGACAACAGGGAAUAUUCACCAUGAAUAUCAGUGUUGCGCAGACAUGCUUGGUAAAGAACGCAGCCUUUUCUCUUCAGCUUGUUGUAAAGCCACAGGUCCAAGAAUGUAAAUACUGCAAUAGUUGCUGAUGUUGGGUUUGUAGGCAAGUUUCUUUAUAUCUACUUGAAAGACGAAAACUUUUUCCUUCUCAUAAACAUUGAGACAGCCACAUAGGCAGCCUAUUUAUCGAUCGAUUCCAUAGCCAAGAAAGUGUGCUUGGUAGACACGGUAAUGUAAUUUAAUAUCACUGUAAAAAGAGAAGACUCCGAAGACGACGAUUCAUCUUCACUGCAUUUGGAUAAAAGAGGCUCAGAGUCUGCAGUUCUUCAUAAUAUUUAUCCGGGAGAAGGCAGUCCAAUAGAAGACAAUGCAGAGUAUUCAACACAGCAUGGGCGGCUGGCAACUAAAAGGACCACCAAACCCACUGUACUUUAAGUUAUUGUUGGAACUGUAUAAUCAGACAGAGAUAGCAUAUUUCAGUCUUGUCUCACAGGAACUUUUUGUUUAGAAACACUAGUAGAUAAUAGCAGAAUAUACCGCACAACCAGAGCUGAUUAGCCUAGUGAAGGUGCUGGAGGCAAAACUGGAGUAACAGGAAAAUGUCUCUGCACACAUUAGAAAUACUAGAACAGUAUAUAAUGAAAGAUCAGAAUUGUAUUGAAAUUAUGAGCUAAAGCAAAAUAAAAUGCGUGCACAUCUUCCGGGCAUAACAGACAGUGUUGGCUUAAAAUCAUGGGAUUAUUGAAACUAUAUUUUCGUCUGCACCAAUGGCGACCCGUCAUUCAGGGCAGGUGGGGCAUAGCCCACCCGUUUAG